Molecule: messenger RNA, 935 nt
Organism: Acanthoscelides obtectus
Lineage: Eukaryota; Metazoa; Arthropoda; Insecta; Coleoptera; Chrysomelidae
Source: the annotation of a GenBank genome assembly
GGCGACUUGGCAAUCUCACUUGUACCUAUACAGAGAAGACAGUCAGGGAGUGAUGGGAAACAGCUGGAAAUUCAAAUGUAUGUCAAAAUUAUCACCAACUGAAAAAUGUUAUGAAAUUUUUUUGUGAAAAUUAUCCCUUUCUCAAAAGAUCGUUAGGUAAUCGCAGCAGAUGUACGUGGCCUCAGCAUCAACAACAAUAAAACUCCACGAAUUCCCCAGUGGGGAGGCAGUUCACAACUACCAACCAGGCACAAAGGUAGAUGGACCAGUCCGCAGCAUCUCUUGGAGUAGGGACGGCAAGUGGCUGGUUAUCGUCCCACAUUUUGGCCCGCCUGAAAUCCUCACCGUCAAAAACAACUUGAAACUGCUAAAAUUCAUCCCGAAUGUAGAAGAACCGACUUGCGCUGCAUUCCUCAGCAGCAAGAAAACGCUGGGCAUCAGUACGAAGAACGGUCUGGUGAUGUUGUAUGAUGUCAAGACUAGAACUGUCAAAAAGCGAUUUCCUAGGUGCAUAAGCCAGAUUACGCAUUUGGAAUUUUCAACGAAAGAUACUCAUUGUGCUGUCGGUUGCAAGAAUGGGGAUGUUUGUGUCUUUAAUACUGUGACAAACAGUCCCCCAACUAUACUUAAAGUGCCUAAGUCGAGUUCCAUGAGUUGUAUGAAAAUAAACCAGUUGAAACAUAACCUAAUUUGUGGGGGGUAGCAAUGAAGGAGUCAUUACUGUUUGGGACAGCAACGUUGGCAAACCAAAAUGGUUCAGAGAAGCCUUUAACGCGCCUGUAAACGCUGUAGCCUUUUCUACGAUCAACCAGGAUCUCAUGGCAGCGGCUGGGAAUGACAGACAGUUUCUCUUUUUGAUUAUACAGAAAAAAAGCAAGUUGCUUCGGUUACGGUUGGUAAUAACAUCAUAUCGCUAGACUAUUCUCAGGACGGGA